This is a messenger RNA of Sphaeramia orbicularis (orbiculate cardinalfish), 1127 nucleotides long. RefSeq names its product mucin-1-like. The transcript has 3 exons. Lineage: Eukaryota; Metazoa; Chordata; Actinopteri; Kurtiformes; Apogonidae. The record is from RefSeq and is a predicted model, not a curated record. Bases 60 to 1127 code for a protein of 355 amino acids.
CAGCGAAGAGCAUCAUCGAGAAGAGCUCCCCUAAAACAGAAAAACACAGACUGUCCAUCAUGACUCUGAGGGUUUUUGUCGUCCUGCUCUUGUUUGUUGCAUCUGCCAGUGCACAAACUACAGCUCCAUCAGCAACUACAGCUCCAUCGGCAACCACAGCUCCAUCAGCAGGAGCAACCACAGCUCCAUCAGCAGGUGCAACCACAGCUCCAUCAGCAGGUGCAACUACAGCUCCAUCAGCAGGAGCAACAACAGCUCCAUCAGCAGGUGCAACCACAGCUCCAUCAGCAGGAGCAACUACAGCUCCAUCAGCAGGAGCAACAACAGCUCCAUCAGCAGGUGCAACCACAGCUCCAUCAGCAGGAGCAACUACAGCUCCAUCAGCAGGUGCAACUACAGCUCCAUCAGCAGGUGCAACCACAGCUCCAUCAGCAGGAGCAACUACAGCUCCAUCAGCAGGUGCAACUACAGCUCCAUCAGCAGGAGCAACCACAGCUCCAUCAGCAGGUGCAACUACAGCUCCAUCAGCAGGAGCAACUACAGCUCCAUCAGCAGGUGCAACUACACCUCCAUCAGCAGGAGCAACCACAGCUCCAUCAGCAGGUGCAACCACAGCUCCAUCAGCAGGAGCAACCACAGCUCCAUCAGCAGGUGCAACCACAGCUCCAUCAGCAGGUGCAACCACAGCUCCAUCAGCAGGAGCAACCACAGCUCCAUCAGCAGGUGCAACUACAGCUCCAUCAGCAGGAGCAACCACAGCUCCAUCAGCAGGUGCAACUACAGCUCCAUCAGCAGGAGCAACCACAGCUCCAUCAGCAGGUGCAACCACAGCUCCAUCAGCAGGUGCAACUACAGCUCCAUCAGCAGGAGCAACCACAGCUCCAUCAGCAGGUGCAACUACAGCUCCAUCAGCAGGAGCAACCACAGCUCCAUCAGCAGGUGCAACCACAGCUCCAUCAGCAGGUGCAACCACAGCUCCAUCAGCAGGAGCAACCACAGCUCCAUCAGCAGGAGCAACCACAGCUCCAUCAGCAGGUGCAACCACCGCAGCCUCUUCUUGCGCCUCCCUCAGUUUAGUUGCAGUGGUUGCGGUUGCGUUGACACAUGUACUUUACACAUGUUGCUGA